GGGCUGCAUGAUGCCUUGGAAGAUUGUUAUUUAUUAUUAAAUGAUUUUGUGAACGUGGGUAAACAUUAAAUGGAAAGAAGUCCAAUCAGAGAUAAAUGUAUUAAUUGAAAGAAGAAAGUUGCCUAAUUUAGUGGAUCGCAUUUUGCCUUCGCCAGCAGAUAGGCAGCAGGUGGCAUUGUCAUCACAGAGUAGAAACAAAAUGGAUGGAGCUGCUUCUUCGCCCCAAAUAUGUCUCUAACUCUUGCGCUUCUUUAGCCAACUGUCUGUCAUCCAUGAAGAUGAGAAUCUCUCUUUUCAUGUGCUUUAUUAUCAACAAUGACGGGAUAGUUAGUUUUUGCUCACUUCUUUCCAUCCUCGUAAUUGCCUAGAUAAUAUAGAUUGUGUUGGAGGCGAAUGUUAGUUGAUAGAAGGAGGGAGAAGGGAGGGAAGGAAGAAAGGGCUGGAAUGAAUGGAUUGGAAGAGCUUAUACUCAGGCUGUUGGAAGCAAGGAGUAAUAGAGGGAAACGCAUCCAGCUGACUGAACCUGAAAUACGCCAACUCUGUGUCACCGCCAAGCAAGUCUUUCUUGCACAACCUGUUCUUCUUGAAUUAGAAGCUCCCAUCAAUAUCUGUGGUGAUAUACAUGGCCAAUAUCCAGAUCUCUUGCGAUUGUUUGAGUAUGGUGGGUUUCCACCAGAUUCCAAUUAUCUAUUUCUUGGAGACUAUGUAGAUAGAGGAAAACAAAGUAUAGAGACUAUAUGCCUUCUCCUAGCCUACAAGAUCAAGUUCCCAGACAACUUUUUCCUUCUUCGAGGGAACCAUGAGUGUGCUUCUAUCAACAGAAUAUAUGGAUUUUAUGAUGAGUGCAAGCGUCGUUUCAGUGUCCGUCUAUGGAAGAUUUUCACAGACUGCUUCAAUUGUUUACCGGUGGCUGCAGUUGUCGAUGACAAAAUCCUAUGCAUGCAUGGUGGACUCUCACCAGAAAUGGAUAACUUGGAUCAGAUCAGAGCUAUAGAAAGGCCAGCAGAUGUGCCAGACCAGGGUAUUCUGUGUGACCUCCUUUGGGCAGAUCCUGAUAGAAACAUCAAUGGCUGGGGUGAUAAUGAUAGGGGUGUCUCCUACACCUUUGGAGCCGAUAAGGUCGCUGAGUUCUUAAAGAAACAUGACCUCGAUCUCAUAUGCCGAGCUCACCAGGUUGUUGAGGAUGGCUAUGAAUUCUUCGCAGACAGACAGCAGGAUACCAUAUUCUCAGCACCAAACUACUGUGGAGAGUUCAACAAUGCAGGUGCAUUUAUGUGGGUUGAUGCGAGUUUGCUCUGCUCGUUUCAGAUUCUGAAGCCAUGGAGAGGUAGAGAAGAGCAUCCUGAAUAGUUCGCAAGUGAAGGUGGGGAAAUGUCAGAAGCCCAACGAAGGAGGAGAUAUCUAUCAUCAUCCACUACAGACUUUCUGGCCAGUACUAUGCCUCUACUCUCAUUGUACAGAUUCAGCUUCAAAAUGAAACAAACUUUGGCGUCCUCCCAUGAGUAAUAUCCAUGCUGACUGCGUCACUAGCUAUCAAAUAGAAAUGUACAUAAAAUCUCCUCCAUGCGACUGCUUCAUACUGCGUCCUGCAUGUAUGGAUCUUCUUGAGUUUGCCGGCGAGGGCACCAACCCUAAGAUACAUAGUUCGCAUCCAUAUUCGAUAGUAGAAAAUGGAUAAUAACUUAAACCGUCACUCUUUUUUUUUUUUUUAAGAAGUUAGAUACAUCCAAA
This is a messenger RNA of Populus euphratica (Euphrates poplar), 1731 nucleotides long. Its product is annotated as serine/threonine-protein phosphatase alpha-3 isoform-like. Gene Ontology annotation, molecular function: protein serine/threonine phosphatase activity. NCBI's taxonomy places the organism in Eukaryota, Viridiplantae, Streptophyta, Magnoliopsida, Malpighiales, Salicaceae. Bases 394 to 1350 code for a protein of 318 amino acids. The transcript is spliced from 3 exons. Gene Ontology annotation, cellular component: cytoplasm; nucleus. The record is from RefSeq and is a predicted model, not a curated record.